UUAUUUUGAAAUGUUCCCUGAGAGCUAAACGUCCGACGUCACUACCAGCGUAUGGGACGAAACAAACAUGGAUACAAACCGUACAGCAAAGCUUGAGUUUGCAGUGCAGAUGACAUGCGACAGUUGUGUGAAUGCAGUAAAGGAUGUUCUACAGAAAGAACCAGGAGUGCAGUCAGUGCACAUAGACCUGGCAAAGGAAGAGGUUUUGGUUGAAACUGCACUAACAUCUCUGCAGGUCCAGGGUCUCAUCGAAAGCACAGGCAGGCGAGCUGUGCUGAAGGGAAUGGGCAGUUCGAUAACAGAUCUGGGCGCUGCUGUGGCAAUGCUAAGUGGUGCGGGACUAGUGCAGGGCGUGGUCCGUUUCCUGCAGAUAUCACAAAAUAGCUGUUUAAUUGAUGGGACGAUUGACGGGUUGACACCUGGAGCACAUGGCCUGCAUGUGCAUGAAUUGGGGGACCUCACCCAGGAUUGCAUGAGCUGUGGAGAUCAUUUCAAUCCUUUCAGAAAACAGCACGGAGGUCCUGAGGACUCUGAGAGGCAUGUGGGGGAUCUAGGAAAUAUUACUGCUGGUCCUGAUGGCAGAGCUUCAUUCAGAUUAGAAGACUCACAGAUAAAGGUGUGGGAUGUGAUUGGCCGAUCUCUAGUGGUGGAUGCUGGGGAGGAUGAUCUGGGGCGUGGGAAUCACCCGCUGUCUAAAAUAACAGGAAACUCAGGAGAAAGGCUGGCAUGUGGAAUCAUUGCACGCUCGGCUGGGUUGUUUCAAAACCCAAAAACGAUUUGUGCCUGUGAUGGUGUCACACUGUGGGAGGAGAGAGAUCGGCCCAUCGCAGGGAAAGGACGUAAUGUCACCGACACACCAGCAGCUAAUCUUUAAUGGUGUGAGGAUCUGUCCUUCCCACACAUGAAGGACUGCAGAUGGAUGUGGCUUGCAGGGAAACAAACGAGAACAGGAUGAUUAAAAACGUAACAUUUGAAAUGGUCAACAUUGUAUUUGAAAUAUUUCUCAUUCAAACCAUGUUCUGAUGUUUGUUGACAAAUACAGAAUACAAAUCAUUUAUAGGUAAAAUAUAAAUGGAUAAUGUGAAUAUGAGACUAGCUUUAACUAAAGCUUCCGCUGCCAGGAAACACUUUUAGAAGUAAAGUUACAAUGUUAAAGGGUAGCUGCUAAAAUCUAUGGUAUAACUAUUUGGGAUUACUCAUUCAACAUAGACAUUUGAAAAAAAAUUAAAGGGACACUCCACGUUUUUGAAAAUAUGCUCAUUUCCAGCUCCCCUAGUGUUAAACAUUAGAUUUUUACCGCUUUGGAAUCCAUGUAGCUGAUCUACAGGUCUUGCGGUAUCACUUUUAGCA
Paramisgurnus dabryanus is the source of this 1350-nucleotide messenger RNA. RefSeq names its product copper chaperone for superoxide dismutase (gene ccs). The record is from RefSeq and is a predicted model, not a curated record. Lineage: Eukaryota; Metazoa; Chordata; Actinopteri; Cypriniformes; Cobitidae. Gene Ontology annotation, molecular function: copper ion binding. Gene Ontology annotation, biological process: superoxide metabolic process.